Molecule: messenger RNA, 900 nt
Organism: Naegleria lovaniensis
Lineage: Eukaryota; Heterolobosea; Eutetramitea; Acrasida; Naegleriidae
Exons: 1
Coding region: 1-900 (299 amino acids)
Source: RefSeq, a predicted model, not a curated record
AUGAAACGAUUCAUCACACCGAGUUCUUCUAACGCAAGAAUAUUUUUGAGUUUUUUCAAAAUAAUGACCUCUCCGAAUGCUACGGAUCUGAGAUUUGGUACAUGUUCUUUCAGUCAUUUCCAUAAUAUUCAAAAACAAUAUGAAAGCGGAUGCCGAUCUUUUCAUUGCAACAAGUUGCAUUCCCAAUCAGAAUCAAAUGAUGAUUUAAAUUUUGGAUCGAGAAGAUCACAUAUGGAAACAAAAUUAUUAAAAGUCUUUGAAUUCGGUUUGGGUAAAAAUCAUGUGCAAGCUCUUCCAGAAUAUUUCAUGAAAUUUCAUACAGGUCAACAUGUGGAGCACCACAAUUAUUACAGACCUUUAAUUGCUCGGGGCCAUUUGGUAGUGACUCAUGGCAAUAAUUGGUUCAAUCGAUUAUUGGCUAAAAUUGGAGGAUUACCUAAAGAGAAUUUAAAAGGAGCUGAAGUCACAGUGACAGUCGAUGAGGAACAAGGUGUUUGGAAGAGAAAGUUCGAUGGGCGAGAGAUGAAUUCAAAAUGGGAGAUUUGGAAGAGUAGGAAUGAGAGUGACGAGUCCUAUGUGGUAGAGUCUUUUGGACCAUUUGCAUUUGGAUUUAAAUUAAAUCCAAUUUAUGGAAAAUUAACAGAAGAAAUUGAUCAAAAUGCAACAAGCAACAAAUCAGACGAAAUACAGCAGCAAGAACAACAUAUUAUUGGAUUUGAACAUUCUUUUCGGAAAAUGUGGUUCUUCAAUGUACCUGUGCCAGCAAUGUUAGCCUUGGAUCCUUCAGGAAAAUCUGUCUGUGUGAAUUCGAGAUCAUGGUAUGUGGAAGUGAAUAUUUCCAAUCCAUUGAUUGGCACAAUUUGUUCGUACAAGGGCAUCAUGACUGCUGAAAAGAUGUAA